Molecule: messenger RNA, 1043 nt
Organism: Penaeus vannamei (Pacific white shrimp)
Lineage: Eukaryota; Metazoa; Arthropoda; Malacostraca; Decapoda; Penaeidae
Source: RefSeq, a predicted model, not a curated record
UCACUUUCCUCGGCUCGACCAUGAAUAGAACAGUAACUGGCCAUGCUGCUGUGUCUGAUGGGCAGUCUGAUCUGCGUGGAGCCAUACCGUGACAACUACGACGUCUCGCAGGAAUCGCUUGAAGACUAUUUCGAUGCGAACCCUUACGAGAGGUACGACUACGACUGGUCGGUUCGGUACGACCUUGUUUCGGGCGACGUCAGCCGGGAGGAGCCCCGCGAAAAGGCCUCGGCUGAGCGGAUAGACGAGCCUUCCAGAGGGUCGUACGUCGUGCAGCUUCCCGACCGACGCAUCCAGACCGUCACGUAUUACUACGACACUAAACUCGGAUUCGUAGCAGAGGUGUCGUACGAAAUCGAACCCGAGAUUAAUAAAAUAUAACGUUCUUGGUCGUAGUGGGCGCCCCUCGCAGCUCGUGGGGGCCCUCUGUCACACACUCGAGUUUGCCCCUUCUCUACAUCUGGGAAUUUAUAAGCUGUAGAUGCCAUUUUCUUCCUUGAUGUCCCGAGGAAGGCCUCUGGAAGGACGUGAGGUCAUGUAAGGUCAUUGGUUUCCUUCAUGGCUUUGUAGUUCCUUGUGUGUCCUCACUUACUAGCUCUCGGGAUGCUAGUAAAGGUAAUUAAUUAGUUUUAGCGAGCCAAAUGCAGCUAUUAUCUUGUCAGACGCUAAAAUGAGGGUGAUAAUUAUACCCUAAUAUAGAGUGUAACAUGGAGUAAGAACACCGUAUACACGUGCACACAUACACGCCAUACAAACAAUUUAAACGUAAAAAAAAGAAGAUUAACACGUAAUCCAUUUACUUCAGAAGUACCGCCACUGUACACUUUUUAUUUCCCGAUCAUAACCAGUAUUUCAGGUUUAUAUUUCAGGUUCUGGUUCAGGAAAUCCUUCCAGUUAUGAAUACUUGAUAUACCCAGCCUACAUUCACUCACGCACAGUAGUUCAGUCAAUAGUACAUCUGAAUUAGAACAGUUUUAGCCUGUGAUAAUGUGUACAGUGUAGAGUAGCGUUAGUCUGUGAUAACCCACGAAAAAAAGAAGAAA